AUGUUCGUCGAUUCAACGAGGAAGAUGAUCUUCGACGUGGACACGGACGACGGCGUCAGACAGAUCCGCGUCUACGAGGGCGACGACUGCUACACCCUCGCCAAGCAGUUCUGCGACAAAGCGGGGCUGGAUGACGAGCUCGCAGGGCUCCUGGCCGCCAACAUGGAGCAGCGCAUGUACCAGGAGUUUGAGUGCGAUGAUGACGAGGAUGACAUUCCAAACUUUGAGAACGACUUCGGCCGCAACCAGGUCCAGAAGGCCAACUGGCAGGUCAUGAACAUCUCCACUCCGGCGAACUACUUCCAUGCACUCCGGAGGCAGCAACACCGCGACUUCCGCAAGCCCCUGGUCAUUGCCUCGCCGAAGAACCUCUUCCGACUGCGCCAGUGCGUCAGCCCGCUGAACGACAUGGGUCCUGGCGUGCGCUUCAAGCGUUUGAUCCCGGAGCGAGAUCCGGAGAUCGCCGCGAACCCGGACAAGGUAGACCGCCUCGUCUUCUGCACCGGAAAGCUUUACUACGAGCUGGCGGCCGAGCGUGAGCAGCUUGGGCUCAAAAACGUGGCCAUCGUGACGAUCGAGCAGAUUGCCCCUUUUCCCUUCGAUCGCGUCAAGACGAUGAUGGAGACCUUCCCCAACGUCGACCUGGGUGACGGCGUCCAUCCGGGCAACGUCAUUUGGUGCCAGGAGGAGCCCAAGAACAUGGGCGCUUGGUCGUAUGUGCGACCUCGUUUCGUGACGACGGCGCGUGAGGGCCUGGACAAGGACAUGGUCAUGCGUUACGUCGGCCGGCGUGCGGCCGCGUCGCCUGCCACUGGCUACCCGAAGCUGCACAAUGCUGAGCAGGAAGCGCUGGUGAAGGAAGCCCUGGUGGGUCAUGACGAUGAGGGCUGGACCGUCCAGCGCCCGCACUCGCUGUUGGGCCACCAGACGUGA
Symbiodinium natans is the source of this 933-nucleotide messenger RNA. The record is from the annotation of a GenBank genome assembly. NCBI's taxonomy places the organism in Eukaryota, Dinophyceae, Suessiales, Symbiodiniaceae.